This is a messenger RNA of Xiphias gladius (swordfish), 2409 nucleotides long. RefSeq names its product lipase maturation factor 1 (gene lmf1). Lineage: Eukaryota; Metazoa; Chordata; Actinopteri; Istiophoriformes; Xiphiidae. Gene Ontology annotation, biological process: protein maturation. The record is from RefSeq and is a predicted model, not a curated record. Gene Ontology annotation, cellular component: endoplasmic reticulum membrane. Bases 15 to 1748 code for a protein of 577 amino acids. The transcript is spliced from 11 exons.
UGAGCGCCUUGAAAAUGGCGGACAGCAGUGAGAGUCCAGAGAGCUGCGUGAGGAGAAGACGCGUCGAAAGCAGAAAGACAGAGACAAAAUCCGCUGACAGCUUUCGACAACAUGGAGCGGACACAGACACAGAGACAGAGACAGAGAAGAGACUCGAGUCCUUACAGACUGGGACUUUCUGGCUCAGCCGGAUCGUGCUGCUGCGCUCCGUCGCCUUUAUUUACUUGGUGGCGUUCAGUGUUGCUUACAACCAGAACAAGCAGCUGAUUGGUGAGCACGGUCUGAUGCCCUGCAAGAGCUACCUCAACAGUGUCAAGCGCUACGUUGGGGGGAAGAUAGGCAUGGCUGCCCUGGCGUACACACCGUCCAUCCUCUGGUUCUUGGACUGGGGCGACAUGGAUGCCAACCUGGACGGCAUCGCCCUGGCGGGGAUGGCUCUUUCGGCGUUUGUGCUGGUGACGGGAAUGGCCAAUAUGGUGAUCAUGGUGACGCUGUGGGUGCUUUACCACUCGCUGGUCAACGUGGGACAGCUGUGGUACUCCUUCGGUUGGGAGAGCCAGCUGUUGGAGACUGGCUUUUUGGCCGUUUUCUUGUGUCCGGUUUGGACUCUGUGCCAGGUCCCCCGCCGCUGCCCCCCGUCCCUCAUCUGCAUCUGGACCUUCAGAUGGCUCAUUGUCCGCAUCAUGCUGGGAGCGGGUCUUAUUAAAAUCAGAGGGGACAAAUGCUGGAGAGACCUUACCUGCAUGGACUACCACUAUGAGACUCAGCCAGUUCCCAACCCCAUGUCCUACUACAUGCACCGCUCCCCAUGGUGGUUCCAUCGCUUUGAGGCGUUGUCCAACCACUUCAUUGAGCUCAUCGUCCCGUUCUUCACCUUCCUGGGCAGGCGGAUGUGCAUGGUCAACGGAGCAAUUCAGAUCCUGUUCCAGGUGGUUCUGAUAGUGAGUGGGAACCUCAGUUUCCUCAACUGGCUGACCAUUGUUCCCAGUCUGGCCUGUUUUGACGAUGCAUCCCUCGGCUUCUUGUUUCGCUCUGGAGGGGGAGCCAAGAAGGCAGUGUUGGACAUACAGGAAGAGGAUGCAGCUGGAUGCACCCCCAAACCCACCAACGGUAUGUUGAUUCGUAAGGUCGCAAACAUUUCUUUGGGCAUUCUGAUUGGCUACCUGAGCGUUCCUGUGGUGAUAAACCUGUUUAGCUCCAGGCAGGUGAUGAACACCUCCUUCGACCCACUGCGCAUCGUGAACACCUACGGGGCCUUUGGCAGCAUCACCAAGGAGCGUACUGAGGUGAUUUUCCAGGGCACUUUGAGUCCUGAUCCCAAGGACCCUGAGGCGGUUUGGGAGGAGUACCAGUUCCUGUGUAAGCCAGGGGACGUUUACCGGAGACCGUGCCUCAUAUCACCGUACCAUUACCGGCUGGACUGGCUCAUGUGGUUUGCUGCCUUCCAGACCUACGAGCAGAGUGAGUGGGUGAUCCACAUAGCCGGACGCCUGCUGUCCAACGACAGCACAGUCCUCUCCCUGCUUGACCAGAACCCUUUCCAAGGCAGAGACCCCCCCAGGUGGGUGCGAGGAGAACAUUUCAGGUACAAGUUCAGCCAGCCGGGCAGUGCUAGCGCAGCGCAGGGGAAGUGGUGGCUGAGAAAACGCAUCGGAGCCUACUUCCCUCCCGUGGACCUGGAAGCACUCAGGGGCUACUUCCAGUCCAGGAACUGGCCCCACCCACAUAUACCACCAUACAGGAACUAGAGACACGACCUCCGACAGCAUCACCUAAAGAGAAAUCGGAGGACUACAGGAGUUGAUUUCUGAGAGAGCUCAGUUUCAGCCUGACACUGCUGGAGUUGAAUAAAUGUUACAAGGAAGGACCAAGGAUCCCAUUGGGUUUUUCAGAUCGCAAUUUUUCAUGAAGAACUGCUUAAUAAAACCUUUCCUGAAAUCCUGACAUUUAUUCCCAAACAAUGUGAUGAUUUUUUAGGAUUUCUCUUAGGGAUCUAUUUUCAGUGAUUACAAAUAAAGGGCUUAAUUUCUGUAUGUUGUAUCUUAUAAAACACCCUCAGUUAACGCCAAAUUUAAGUAUUCAAACGGAUCUGCCCAACGGGGUCCAGACACACUGACCAGUUUGCCAUCAAAAAGAAUAUUUCUGGAUAGGCUGAGCAUUUUUGGGCUGUUGGUGUGCCACUUAACAUCUGACUGGCUGAGCUGCAGGUUCAGAACAGGUUCAGCUAAGCUGGUUUAAAACACUGCUGCGUAUAUCGACUGGGAUUCGCUUCCUGUGUCAGAACAAGCACAGGCAGGUGACUGAGUCCGGCGGGCUGGAAAACCAACAAAACUGAGGAGAAGAAAGACCCAACGGGAUAUUUACUAUACAUGGAGUGUCCGCGGUCUGCCAGCCACAUUACAAAGACAG